AGCGGUGACCGGCCAUGGUGCAGAUCGUGACUGUAAAAACCAAACCGUUCGGAGAUCAAAAACCCGGGACCAGCGGGUUACGGAAAAGGGUGAAAGUCUUCCAAAGCAAUGCUCAUUAUACCGAAAACUUCAUCCAGAGCAUCCUGGCCACCGUGCCGCCGGGGGAGCGGCAGGAAGCCACACUGGGCGUGGGGGGGGGCGGCCGCUUCUACCUGAGCGCCAUCCAGCUCAUCGUCCGCAUCGCUGCUGCCAACGGGAUUGGACGCCUGGUCAUCGGGCAGAACGGCAUUCUCUCCACCCCAGCAGUGUCCUGCAUCAUUAGGAAAAUCAAAGCCAUCGGUGGCAUCAUUCUGACAGCCAGCCACAACCCCGGUGGGCCCAAUGGAGAUUUUGGCAUCAAAUUCAACAUCGCCAAUGGAGGUCCUGCUCCUGAGGGUAUCACGGAUAAAAUUUUCCAACUCAGCAAGAAAAUUGAAGAGUACGCCAUCUGCCCAGAUCUCCACGUGGACCUGAGCACCAUCGGGAAACAGCAGUUUGAUUUGGAGAACAAAUUCAAACCAUUUACAGUGGAAAUUGUGGACUCAGUAGAAGCUUAUGCAAAUAUGCUGAGGAACAUCUUUGACUUCAGUGCGUUGAAGGAACUGCUUUCAGGGAAAAACCACCUCAAGAUUCGCAUAGAUGCUAUGCACGGAGUUGUGGGCCCUUAUGUAAAAAAGAUCCUGUGUGAGGAGCUCGGAGCCCCAGCAAAUUCAGCUGUGAACUGCACCCCGCUGGAGGACUUCGGUGGCCACCAUCCCGACCCCAACUUAACCUACGCUGCUGACCUGGUCCAGACCAUGAAGACGGGAGAGUAUGACUUUGGAGCUGCCUUUGAUGGAGAUGGGGAUCGCAACAUGAUUCUUGGGAAACACGGUUUCUUUGUGAACCCCUCCGACUCUGUCGCUGUCAUCGCUGCCAACAUUUUCAGUAUUCCCUAUUUCCAGCAGACUGGAGUCCGCGGCUUUGCCCGGAGCAUGCCCACCAGCGGGGCUCUGGACAGGGUGGCCCACGCUACAAAGAUUGCUUUGUAUGAAACUCCAACUGGCUGGAAGUUCUUUGGAAACUUGAUGGAUGCGAACAAACUGUCUCUGUGUGGAGAGGAAAGUUUUGGUACUGGCUCCGACCACAUCCGCGAGAAGGACGGGCUGUGGGCUGUCCUGGCAUGGCUGUCCAUCCUCGCCACCCGCAAGCAGAGCGUGGAGGAUAUCAUGAAGGAUCACUGGCAGAAAUACGGCAGGAACUUCUUCACCAGGUACGACUAUGAAGAGGUGGAUGCAGAUGCAGCGAACAAAAUGAUGAAGGAUUUGGAGACUGUGAUGUUCGACCGCUCCUUUGUGGGGAAGCAGUUAUCAUGCGGUGACAAAGUCUACACGGUGGAGAAAGCUGAUAAUUUUGAGUACAAUGAUCCCGUGGAUGGAAGCGUCUCCAGAAACCAGGGCUUGCGGCUCAUCUUCUCUGAUGGCUCCCGCAUCAUCUUCAGGCUGAGCGGCACCGGCAGUGCUGGAGCAACUGUGCGGCUCUACAUCGACAGCUACGAGAAGGAUCCUCAGAAGAUAAGUGAAGACCCACAGGUGAUGUUGGCACCGCUCAUUUCCAUUGCACUGAAACUGUCACAGCUUCAUGAAAGAACUGGCCGCACUGGUCCCACUGUCAUAACAUAAAGGCUUGGUCGGACGCCGUGCUGGAGUGCACACCGAGAGAAGGAAGUCAUCCUGUCGCCCCUUUUAUUGUCAGAUCUGUCACUGAAAGAGUAAUAUUAAUUUUAUCUCUGUAUUUAAGAACACUAUUGAACUGCUAAGGAUAGACAACGAAACCCAGCCCCUGCCACCACGUUGCGUGCACGUUGCUGUGCUGCUUUUCUGCGUCACCCAGCGCUGCUGGCAUUGUGUGUGGUGCUCGUUAGCACACUGCCUUUUGGUUUAGCAUAUGUGAUUUUUUUUUUCUUUAAACAAAAGGCUCUAGAAAUAA
Molecule: messenger RNA, 2007 nt
Organism: Pterocles gutturalis (yellow-throated sandgrouse)
Lineage: Eukaryota; Metazoa; Chordata; Aves; Pterocliformes; Pteroclidae
Gene: PGM1
Product: phosphoglucomutase 1
Biological process (GO): carbohydrate metabolic process
Cellular component (GO): cytosol
Molecular function (GO): magnesium ion binding; phosphoglucomutase activity
Source: RefSeq, a predicted model, not a curated record